GGGAGGGGUGGGGGUGAGAGCCGGGAGCCCGGACGCCUGGGUUCUCUCCAGGCUCUGGGAUGGGAGUAGGGGCUGGGCUCUGGACUCUGCUGUCGAUGCUGCUGCUGAUGCCGGGGCCAGUUCAGGCAGGCGCCCCCCGGCCCAUGUGUGACCCCCGUGUGCUGGAGAUGUUCAUCCGUGAGACCCAGGAUGCAGAGAAGGCAGCAGCUGCCUGCGGAGCUGCGUGCGACCUGCCGGACAUCCUGAUGCUGCCUGAAACAAAAGUGAACUUUAAUGAGUGGCAGCAAAUGAGUUGGCCAGCGCGGGUGCAGGAGGUGUGGGGGGGUCAUACCCUCCUGGUUACUGCCCUCUGCCGUGCCCGGGAGCUGGUGACUGAGCCGGGGACACGGGUGACGCUGGAGCGGAUGCACAACGUGGUGCGCGGCGUGGGCCAGAUCCUGCGCAACCAUGAGGCCAAGCCCCCACCCCUGGCCCCGCCCCCAGGCAGCCCUGCCCGCUCUGUGCUCCGCCUCCUGGGGGCUCAGUCCAACUUCCUGCGGGGCAAAGUCUCACUCUUGCUGGCCGAUGCCUGCCGGGGGGGCGGGCCUACGUGAGGCCCCGCCCAGCAGAAUCCUACCCCUUGGAGCCAGUGAUUGACAGCUGCCUGGGAUAGAGGGAGCAACUCGUGACGGACGCCUGUCAAUCAAGCCCAGAGCCUGCGGUGAAGGAUGCUGUCAGUGCCCAGCAUGCAAGGACUGCUGGCAGAGUGACUGAUGGAUGAUUGACAGCUGUCAAUCACACUGCUCCUUCCCAUGCCUGGAUUCCGUGCCCCCCGGACUCCUAGGUUCCUUUGCGGGGAGGCACAGAGACUCCAUGUUUGAUAUUAACUUAAUGUGUAAAAACCCCCCAUAUUUAUCUGUGACAAUAAACAGCCCAGACCCAAUCCUGGUGCCCCUCACUCCCGACCCACAGCCCCCUGGCCUGGCGGGUGCCCCUCACUCCAGAUCCACAGGACCCGCCAUCCGAAAGCAAACAGCUGAGGUCACAGUGAACCCAGCGGCUGCCAAACAGGUUUGGGGUCAGAGCCCAGAUGCCUGGGGUCUCUAUAGGGGA
This is a messenger RNA of Alligator sinensis (Chinese alligator), 1092 nucleotides long. It is a transcript of the gene EPO, whose product is annotated as erythropoietin. NCBI's taxonomy places the organism in Eukaryota, Metazoa, Chordata, Crocodylia, Alligatoridae. Gene Ontology annotation, molecular function: erythropoietin receptor binding; cytokine activity; hormone activity. The record is from RefSeq and is a predicted model, not a curated record. The transcript has 5 exons. Gene Ontology annotation, cellular component: extracellular region. Bases 60 to 593 code for a protein of 177 amino acids.